This is a messenger RNA of Durusdinium trenchii, 639 nucleotides long. The record is from the annotation of a GenBank genome assembly. Lineage: Eukaryota; Dinophyceae; Suessiales; Symbiodiniaceae.
AUGCCAAGGGCAGGCCACGGGUGCGGCGGCCGUCGCGCAGCUUCUCGAAGGCUGAUGGAGUGGCGCUGGCAGGCCUUGAGUCCGUGCACACGGGCGUGGUCUGUGCUGUGGACCGGCCUAACCGGCGGGGCUUCAUCCGAGUGGAGGAGCUGCACGAGCUGCUGGGGAAGGAUGUGCUCUUCCGCCUGGCUCAACUGCCAGGUGCUGAGGUGCUCUUCGGUGUCUAUGUGGGUGGGGCAGCGUAUCAGCUUCCGAGUGGAGCUGGAGGAGGGCCGGCCUAAGGUGAAGGAGGUCCUUUCAGGCGAUGGACCUCCGGUCUCGGGACCUCCAGUCUCAUCCAAAAAGGGGGAGCCCUUCGAGAAGAGCGAGGUGUGCCUGGUGAAGUUGGAGGGGAACUUUGGGCCCUCAGGGCUAUGCUUUGGCCUUAGCCGUGCCAAGCUCCCUGAGGUGCAGUUCAUUCGACCGGAGCAGAGCCAAUUCUGGCGCAGGAAUGAGGUCCACGUGGGGGAUCGCUUGAUGCGAAUUGAGGGUGCCCACUACACCUUCGUCUUGGGAAGUGAGCCCGAACGGCGUCCCAGCGAGCUGUCGGAGGGUCUCCGCCAGCGGCCCGUGGAGCUCUCCUUCCUUCGCGUCACGUGA